CGAGGGUGCGGAGAGCUGGUGGUAGGAAGCAGGUCAGUAGGUGUGGAUUAGGCCAGGUCCUAUCGCAGCUCGCGCGCUUGAUUCCCGCAAGGAAGGCGGCGACCGCGUCCUGAAAGGGCAGAGUCCGGCCAGCGUUAGGUGAGACUACGGGGAGAGAGGCGACAUGGAGGGCAUCCUGGGCCGGACCCUUUGCAUCGUGACCGGGGCCUCCCGGGGCUUCGGCCGCAGCCUGGCCCAGCUGCUGGCCCCGAGGUUGGCCGCCGGCUCGGCGCUGAUGCUGACCGCCCGCAACAAAGAGGCCCUGCGGACGCUGUCCGACGAGCUGGGGAAGGCGAAGCCGGACCUGCAGGUGCUGUGCGUGUCUGCCGAUCUGGGCAGCGAGGCCGGGCUGCAGCGGCUGCUGGAGGCGUUGCCCCGGCCACCGGACUUGCAGCGGCUCCUGCUGAUCAACAACGCUGGUUCCUUAGGGGAUGUGUCUAAAAAUGUUGUGGACUUUGCUGACCCAGCAGAAGUCAAUGACUACUGGGCCCUGAAUGUGACUUCCACUCUUUGUCUGACCUCUGGGGUGCUCAGGGCCUUCCCCCCCAGCCCUGGCCUGAAAAGAACUGUGGUCAACAUCUCCUCCCUCUGUGCUGUGAAACCCUUCAAAAGCUGGAGCCUCUACUGUGCUGGCAAGGCUGCCCGAAACAUGAUGUUCAGUGUCUUGGCAGAGGAAGAACCCAGUGUGCGGGUGCUGAGCUAUGCCCCAGGCCCUCUGGACACAGACAUGUACCAGGAAGCUGAACAGAAAACCAAGGACUUGGAUAUGCGGCAGGCAGUGAACAACAUAAGGGAGCGCCAGUCCCUGCUAGACUGUGCUGUUUCUGCCCAGAAGCUCCUGGACCUGCUGGUUGGGGACACCUUUGAGUCAGGGGCCCACACUGAUUUCUUUGAUAAGUAGGACUGGCUGCCCUCCACCACCUAGGGGCACCCCCCUCCUCUGCCAUCCUGUCCUCUCCCUCUUCUCUUCACAAGUGCCUAGCAAAGGAUACAUCUCAGAUACAUCUCUCAAGCUUUCCACCCAGACAGGGGUACAUGACUUAGUAGAGAAGCCCUUCAUUGGGAAGCAGAGGACCUUCCCUAUGUCAGCCAGGUUGUAAUGGGCCAAGCUGGGAUUUGAACCAAGUACUCAGAUUCCCCAUCCAGGGCUCUCCACUCUGCCAUAAUGUGCCCUCCUUCCUCCAUGCACUUGGAUAUCUUAUUUGGCUUUCACUGAGACAGACUCUUGUCUCCAAUCUAUAUUGUCCCCCUCCCCUGUACAGUGCCCCCCCCUUACCAAAGAAUCCCCUGGGGCCCCAGCUUACUGAGUGCAGGUUACUGAGGCUGAGAGUGUUAGGGGUGGAGUGAAGGGAAUGUGUCAAGGAGUCUGUUGGGGAAUUAGGGGGUAAAAAGGGAGACCAUGCUUGUCGGGAGGUGAUUCUCUGACCCCCUCAAAGACUCAGGAAGGCACAAUGGAUGCUAUGCUAGGCUUGAAGUCAGCAAUAUCUGAGUUCAAAUCCAGCCACUGACAUCUAUAGUGAGACUCUGGACAUGUCACUUUAUGUCUGUACCUCAGGCAGCUCCCUAAGACCUGAAUCUGAAUUCCUAGACUGGUUACCAUCUGCCUUGAUCAAGGUUGCUCUUAUGUUGAAAUCUCAUGUCAUUCCUGUAUGAAAGAGAGAGGGAGAGAUGGAGAGAGAGGAGGGAGGGAAGGAGAAGGAAGGAAGGAAGGAAGUAAAGAUGGAAGGAAGGAAUGCUGAAUUAUCUCUUCUUCGCUUUCUACUUCUACCCCUUGUAUAAGUUGUAAGAUCUUUAGCGGUGGAAAUGUGUUUCUGCUUUCCCUUGUGACUGACUACCCGAGCCUCAGAGAAUACAAUAAAUGUUGAAAAAGUA
Messenger RNA from Trichosurus vulpecula (common brushtail), 1911 nucleotides. RefSeq names its product sepiapterin reductase-like. Gene Ontology annotation, molecular function: sepiapterin reductase (NADP+) activity. The coding region runs from base 164 to 940 and encodes 258 amino acids. Gene Ontology annotation, biological process: tetrahydrobiopterin biosynthetic process. Lineage: Eukaryota; Metazoa; Chordata; Mammalia; Diprotodontia; Phalangeridae. The record is from RefSeq and is a predicted model, not a curated record. The transcript has 3 exons.